Molecule: messenger RNA, 1122 nt
Organism: Saccharomyces mikatae IFO 1815
Lineage: Eukaryota; Fungi; Ascomycota; Saccharomycetes; Saccharomycetales; Saccharomycetaceae
Exons: 1
Coding region: 1-1122 (373 amino acids)
Source: RefSeq, a predicted model, not a curated record
AUGGGCUAUAUUGUAACGGGGUACCCUAGUCGGCAUGAUAAGAGAAAGAAACAUGUACUUCCUUUGCAUCAGUAUACGGCGUCUUCAAUAAACUUGCAGCAUCAUGUAAAUCUCUUAGAGGCCUCGGUCUUGCCUAAGAGAUCAAUAUCGCAAGAUUCCAAACUUUCUAGAUCACAAACUAAAAAACUUCGGCAUCGCCAGAAACUAACUUUGCAAGAUUUACCUAUAGAGGUCAUUCAACAUAUUUUCAUUUUGUCAAAAGGUGAACCAUCAAUGUUCACCUUGAAUAGAUUUUUUUAUAGCUGCUUGAGACCAUCUUUUUCAUUGCUCUCCAAGAUCAUGUGGGAGAAAUAUCUUUUUGACCCGCUCAAAUUUGGAGUGAAUAACAUAAAAGCCAAUUCAGGAAACAUCGUGAUUCCCACAUUAUUCGAACAUGACACGUUUUUUCAAUUACUACUAAACCAUCAUCAUAUUCUUUUAAAAGAAAUUUCUCACUUUCUUCCCAGUAAGUACUACCAAGACAUGCAGAAUGGUGAAUUUGAUACAUCUAAAGAGUUAGAUUUGUGUUCAAUGAGCAUGGAAAAUACUGAGAAAGAAGACUUCCCUAAAAUUUUCUAUAAAAACACGCGUAUUUUUCUCACACACAGAGAAUGUGUGAAGUCCAUUGGCAAUCAUUUCAUCUUAAAAAAACCUUAUGAUGUAAUAUCACCUUUUAUAGAAUGGUUUUUUCAAGGCAUUGAAAAGCAAGGGGCGAACACAAGCUCUAAAUUUACCGUAAAUUUUCUAUUUGAGUCAAUAGAUUUGAUUCUAUGUGUUUCUGAAUCUGUAACAAAAAAAUUGACUUCCAUUGAACCUCUUUCGACCAUGAUAUUCUUACUAUAUUUUACUUAUGUUGAUGUGGUCAAGACUCUGAAUUUCGAGCGUUUUUUCCAGAAUACGUCAAGGUUACAGUUCAUUGAGAAAUUUAUCUUAAAAUACUAUUACGACCCAUCAUUAGUGGAGAACGAACUUUUAUCUGAUACUAACAUUUGGGACUUGCUAAGGAGAGUUUCUGAUUUAAAGCUUAUAGAUGUGGUUGUUGAAUGUGGUGGAAGACCUCAGUAUGGUGUGCUAUUUGCUUAG